AUGACGAAAGCAGAGAAGGAAACUAAUAUAGCUACAAACACACCAAAAGAAGAGAAAGCCAGCUAUGAAAAGUACCGGACAAAUUCUAUUUUGGAAGGUAAGCAGGGGGAAAUAGCCUCUGUGACAGGUGCGGGGUUGGACUUGCACCACGUACAGCAAGGAAAGCACUUAGGCUGUCGCUUUUAUGGCCACGCGCCGGAGAACAUCCUGACGGAGGAACAAGUGAACGCCGACAGGGGAACGAAGGUCACCCUCAAGUGCUCUGCCGAAGGAAACCCGACGCCGAAGCUCACCUGGUCUAGGAAACCUCCAACCCCUAAUAGGGGAACGAAGGUCACCCUCAAGUGCUCUGCCGAAGGAAACCCGACGCCGAAGCUCACCUGGUCUAGGAAACCUCCAACCCCUAAUAGCACCGAGCAGAUUAUCAGCAAGGGCGUGGGCGUGGCUAAGCUGAGCAUCGGGAGUGCGUCGAGGGCGGACACGGGCGUCUAUCUCUGUCGGGCGUCGAACCUGGUGGGCGUCUCCGAGCCUUCCGCCACGCGCGUCGUUGUCACUCAUCUACCCUUGUUUGCUGCUGAUCUGAGCGCAACAGCGGAAAGCUUAUUUGGCCCCAAACUCUCCACCAGAAAUGUGUGUGCAGAACCAACAGAGCUGUUAAUUCGUUGUGAUGUUUGA
Molecule: messenger RNA, 675 nt
Organism: Penaeus chinensis
Lineage: Eukaryota; Metazoa; Arthropoda; Malacostraca; Decapoda; Penaeidae
Product: vascular cell adhesion protein 1-like
Exons: 8
Coding region: 1-675 (224 amino acids)
Biological process (GO): cell-cell adhesion
Cellular component (GO): cell-cell junction
Molecular function (GO): cell adhesion molecule binding
Source: RefSeq, a predicted model, not a curated record